AUGUGUUUACUAACCCAGAAAAACGCAUGGGUAAUGGGUUGCAAUUGUUCGUCGCUAGGCUCAGAGAGCAACGUGUGCGAUAUACGCACAGGCCAGUGCCGCUGUCGACCGCACGUCACGGGCCGCGCGUGCGACACCUGCGAGGAAGGCUAUUGGGGGUUGGAGCAGGGUGGCUGUAGACGUUGCGAGUGCGACGCAGGCACCGCCGCGUGUGACCCAGUCAAUGGGACCUGUGCCUGCUCAGUCGGAGUCGGUGGGAGGAGGUGUGACCGAUGUCUCCCUGGGUUCUACGGGUUUGGACCUAAUGGAUGCUUGCCGUGCCCCGUUUGCACUGAUGGACGAGUAUGUUCACCGAUAACUGGUAGAUGUGUGUGCCCCGCUAGGACUCGUGGACCGGGAUGUCAACACUGUGCGAGAGGAUACUGGGGUCGGUCUCUUGGAUGUAGGUCGUGUUCUUGUGGACCUGGAGCAGUAUCUGACAGCUGUGACGCGACGAGUGGACAAUGCCAGUGCAGGCACGGAUGGACCGGGCGGGACUGUAGCGAUUGUGCGAGCGGGUUCUUUGGACCAAAGUGCAGACCUUGUGGGUGCUCCAUCGCCGGGACUAAGGGUUGUGAGAAAGGCGUGUGUGCCUGUGAUCAGAGAGGACAGUGUCCUUGCAAGGAAAACGUUGUGGGAGAAAAAUGUGAUACCUGUCUCGAUGGUACCUUCGGCUUAUCCGAGAUAAACCCGGUGGGCUGCACCGCGUGCUUCUGCUUUGGACGCAGCGCGAAGUGCACUCAGGCUGCUGUCACACGAGCUGCGCUGCACGCUGCCACGCCAUUGCAUUUGAAAUUAUUAAAAGGAGAUAAUACCAUCAAGACGGAACAAGAAUUCUAUGCUAUCCGCACCAGUAUCCAAGAAGGCACGAUUCUUGUGCCUUGGCCUCCAGUACCAAUUUAUGCUGAACUUGGGGAACUGUUCCUUGGCGACCAUGUGCUGUCCUAUGGAGGCGCCCUUAGGUUUACGGUGGAAGAAGAGGGCGGAGAACCGCUUCCUCAGCACGUGAUGAGUAGGUUCCCUCUCGUCAGUAUUCACGGGAAUAAUAUUGUGCUGGAUUAUUAUGAGCGCAUCCCAGCGGUGAACGGUUCGCACGCGGUGUACCUGCACGAGUCGCUGUGGGAGGUGCGCGGGCGCGGGCGCGGGCGCGCGGGCGCGGCGCGCGCCGAGCUCAUGCUGGCGCUGCUGGACGUGCGGCGCCUGCUGCUGCGCCUGUCCACGCGCGCGCCCGCCGGCGAGCCCAUGCAUGUGCUAUUACUAAACGUGACCUUAGAAACAGCCAUAGCGGGUCUGUCUCGCGGCGCUCCUGCCCUCGGGGUAGAGCGUUGUCUCUGUCCCCGCGGCUACGACGCGCCGUCCUGCCACCGCCCCGCUGCAGGCUUCUGGAUACCACCUUCUCCUCCGAGGGUCCACCACGUGGCGGGGACUAUUGUGAUUGACGUGGAGAAGUCCAGGCCGUGCGAGUGCAAUGGCAGGGCUGAAAUUUGUCAUCCGCAGACUGGACAUUGUUUGAACUGCACGCAGCACACGGCGGGCCCGCGCUGCGAGCGCUGCGCGGAGGGCUACUACGGCGCGGCGGGCGCGUGCCGCGCCUGCCCCUGCCCCGCCGCCGCCUGCGCCGAGCUGCACGGCCGCCUGCAGUGCUUCUGCAAGCCGGGCUACACGGGCGCGCGCUGCACGGCGUGCGCGGCGGGCUGGCGGCGCGCGGGCGGCGCGUGCGAGCCGUGCGGCUGCGACGCGCGCGGCGCGCUGGCGCCGCACUGCGCGCCGCGCUGCGCCUGCAAGCCGCACGCCGCCGGCGACCGCUGCCAGCUCUGCGUGCUGCCGCGACACUAUCUAGACGAUGAUGGCUGUAAACCUUGCGACAACUGCACUCAAACACUACUAGACUCAAUCGAAGGACUAACAGCCAAAAUGCACUCAAAAGCAGAUCUGACCGAGCUAAGUCGAAUACCACAGCCUUUCCCAGCGUUACGAGAAUUCGCAGAAAAUGCAACAAAAUUACAUUCUACUCUCGAACACGUAAAGAAAAACACCCAAAAGAUCGAGUAUCUGGAACCUUCUAUAGCUAGAUUAGAAGAAACUGAACAUGAAUUAUUUACUAAAGCAAAUAAACUUAAAACAGAAGCUUCUAGAAGAGAAAACGAAGCUCAGUCAUUAAGCUUAGAAAGUAUGACGGGUCUAGAAGAAAUUUUGAAGCAGAAAAGUAUUUUACGAGCUGAAGUUGCCAAAUUAGAUGAAUUUGCGAGGGGUGAGAAACAUCUCAGCGCACAUCGAGCGUUGAAGGAAGCGAGGCAUUUAUUAAAAGAAAUCAAAGAGAUAAACCUUGUUGAUUAUAUCACUGGCGUGACCGAUGUAUCUGAUUCGGCAAAUUUUCUAUCAACAUCAGUCCACGAAUACAAAUACCGUAUAGACGAUGCUAUAAAGCGUCUUACCAAGCUGGAGUCUGACCUGGAGGAGUGGGAGCGGAAGGCGGAGGAGCUCCCGCGCCUCGCGCAGCGCGUGUGGACCGCGAGCGAUGUUGUCGCUGAAGUCAAGAAGGCAGUUACACCUAAACUGGGUAACGUUAGAGACUUUGAUCUACGAUGUCGAUUAGUUUUAGAGGAUAUAUCAAAACUCUCAACACUCAACCUCACCGAGCAGAUCCGUUCGGAUCUCCUCAAAACCCAGAAUCUCGCAGUCUCCUUCCCCGGUCUCCUCUCUGAGCUCAAGAACUUAACAUCUGCUGCUGAAGAGAAGGAAGGCAUACUGUACAACCUUACUCCCAAGUACAAGGAGAAAUAUCUGGAUGCAGUAGAAAAGCAUGUCAGUGUAUUGGGAGAAAAAGCGAAGGAGUAUAAAAACCUAUUCGCGGGCACGCGCGCCCUGGCGGCGGCGGGCGUGGCGGCGGCGCGCGCGUGGGCGCAGGUGGCGGAGCGCGUGCGCGAGGCCGCGGCCGCCGCCGCCGCCGCCGCCGCUGCCGCCGCCCUCGCCGCCCGGCUGGCGCGCGGCCCGCAGCCCUUGUUGCGCACCGCCGCCACCGAGAGGGCGGCCUCGGAGGACCUCAUGACGCGUGGGACCGAAGUGCUGGCUAAAGCUGAGGAGCUUCGUCACGAACUGGAAACAGCGCAACACCGGACCGACGCGAUCAGCGUGAACCUGCGCGCGCUCGGCUGGAAGGAGCGGUCCCUGGCGAGCGGCGCGGAGAGCGGCGCGGCCAGCGGCGUGCUGGGCGCGGCGGCCGGCGGCGCCUCCAUGUCCGCGCUGCGGCACGCCGGCGCGCAGGCCGAGCGCGUGUUCGCCAGCGCUCGGGCGCUGUACGACGAGGCGGCGGAGAUCCGCAGGAAAGUACGCUACCAACUGCGCAGGAAUCUCGCAGCGCUUCAGCGACUGGGUGAUACUGCGUUAGGCGCUGCUGAGGAACAUGAUCCGCGGCAACACGGUGCGCGGCGCGCAGGUGGCGGAGGCGCUGGCGGCGGCGGCGGCGGCGCGCGCGCGGCGGAGCACGCGGCGGCGGCGCGCGCGCUGCGCCCCGCGCUGCGCGGCCUGCGCGAGCGCGUGCUGCGCGCGCGACACGCCGCCACCACUAUCUCGGUGUCGCUUACGUCGCCGGCGGCGGGCGCGGGGUGCGCGCGCGCGUACGCGGCGUGGGGCGCGCCGGCCGCCACGCGCGCGUCGCUCGCGCUCAGCUUCGACGCCGCCGUGCGCGACGGCACCAUACUCUACCUGCCUGAUCAGGAGUCAGAGCGCUACCUGCGCGUGUCAGUGCAGGGCGGGCGGCUGCGCGUGACGUGGGACGUGGGCGGCGGCGCCGGCGCCCUGGAGCACCCCGAGGCGCUGCAGCCCGCGCUCGACGACGCCGACCACACCAUCUACAGGCUUCAUGUUGAGAGAGUGUGGGGUACCGUCAAGCUACGAGUGGAACGCUCUGGUAUGCCCGCCAUCACGACCACCAACUCCACCAGCACCGCGCCGGGGACUGGCCUGCUGCAGCCCAGCUCCUGGUGGCUGGGCGAGGAGUCCAGCCCGCUGCCCGCCUGCGUGCAUUCUCUUCACGCAGACCACACUGCUAUAGGCUUGUGGGCCUUCAGUAAACAGCCCGUGAAUGCUAAGUGUACGGGAUGUACGCAAAGAUGGUACAGCUCGUCGCGCAACAGCGAGGGCCUGGUGCGGCUGGGCGGCGCCGGCUACGUGGCGCUGCGGCGGCCGCGCCGCGCGCCCGACCGCCGCCGCUUCAGCCUCUCGCUCUCCUUCCGCACCACCGACACCGACGCCCUCUUGUUCUUGGCACACGACAAGGCUAAUAACCGUUCGGUGUCGGUGUGGCUGCGCGCGUGCCGCGUGGUGUUUGCGGUGGCGUACGGCGGCGCGCGCCUGCGCGUGGCGGGCGGCGCGCGUCACUGCGACGGCCGCCCCGCGCACGUGCAGGCCACGCGCGUCUUCAACGGCCUCGAGAGAGGCAGCCUGCGCGUGAACGGAGAAGAGACUCUGGGUUCCCCCUCUCCCCCGGUCCAGUCGGCUGCAGACCUGCCCGAGCUGACUGGCGCCACCUACUGGCUCGGUGGCAUACCCCCCGAGGGCGAAGGCCUAGGCUAUGACAACCUCCCCCUCAUGGGGUGCCUAGGAGGUGUAAUGGUGGACAGAGAAGGAUAUGACCUUUUGGAUACGCCCACUCGACAUGGCGUGGAGCCAGGGUGUAAUCCUAUGCCCAUGCGGUCGGCGGUGCUCGAGGGCGAGGGCUACAUCGAGCUGGCGUCGCCGGGCGUGCGGCGCAAGGCGUCGCUGUCGCUGUCGUUCCGCGCGCGCGCGCCCGCCGGCCUGCUGCUGUACCGCGCGCCCGCCGCGCCCGCCGCCGGCAACGAGGUGGACGACGAGGAUGGAGAUGACAAUCAUUAUUUAAUUCUGGCUUUAAUUAAAGGUGAGCUGGAGCUGGUCGCGAACGCAGGCAAGAGCGAGCUGCGGCUGCGGACGAACGGCAGCAGGUUCGACGACGGCGCGCUGCACACCGUGCGGAUGGUGCGGGCUCACAAACAAAUGGAGCUAUGGGUGGAUGAGAAGCAGCUGGCGGCGGGCGCGCUGCCCGGCGGCGCCCUGGCCCCGCGCCCCCGCGGCCUGUUCCUGGGCGGCGUCCCGUCGGGAGCCCCACAUUUACCCGUCGGGGGGUUCACUGGGACCAUUGCUGAUUUUAUUGUGGACUCUACGUGGGUGGGGCUGGAGUCGAGCGUGUCGCGCGCGGGCGCUCGGCUCGGGCGCGCCGAGGGCUCGCCGCGCGCCGCCGCGCCGCGCGCGCUGCUCGCCGCGCCCGACGACGCCGGCUGCGCCAAGAUGUCGUCCUACACGGUGGAGGCGGGCGCGGUGAAGUUCGGCGACGCGGCCGGCAGCCACGCCGCGCUGAGGGUGGCGCGCGCCCGCGGCAAGGACAAGGACAAGGACAAGGCGGAGUUCACGCUCUCCUUGCAGCUGCGGACCUUCGCCAGUGAAGGCCUGCUUAUGUUGAUGCCGGGCUCCAAGCUGAAGCCGAAGCACUACACGGCGCUGUGGCUGCGCGAGGGCCGGCCGCGGCUGGCGCUGCGCGGGCGCCGGCGCCGCGAGGUGGCGCUCGCCGCGCGCCUCGACGACGGCGCCUGGCACUCCCUCACGGUGCGCAUCUCGCGCACGCGCAUGUCGCUGUCGUCGGGCGGCGCGGCGGCGGCGGCGCGCGCCCCGCCGCACGCGCGCGCCGCGCGCCUCUACGUGGGCGGGCCGCCGCCGCCCGCGCUCGCCGCGCACGUGCCCGCGCAGGUGCUGCGGCCGGGCGGGUUCGUGGGCUGCGUGCGGCGCGUGGCGCUGAACGGGCGCGCGGAGGACCUCGUGCGCGACGCGCGCGCCGCCGCCGUCGGACAGUGCUUCCCGCGCGUCGAGCGCGGCGCCUACUUCGCCGGCGACGCGUACGCGGAGUGGGCGGACGCGCGCGAGGGCGAGGAGGGGGAGGAGUGGGUGGAGGUGCGCCUGCAGUUCCGCGCGGCGGCCGGCGCCGGCGUGCUGGCCGCCGCCGCCGGCGCGCUGCUCGAGCUGCGGGACGGGUUUGUGGUGAUCACGUCGGAGGGCGGCGAGCGCGUGGCGGCGGCGGCGCGCGCGUGCGACGGGCGCUGGCACGCCGUGCGCGCGCGCCUGGCGCGCCGCGGCGCCGCGCUGGCGCUGGACGCGGCGCCCGAGGAGCGCGCGCCGCCCGCGCUGCACGGCGCCGCGCCCGCGCCCGCGCCCGCCGCCGCCGUACACGUCGGCGGCCUGCCCGAGGGCGCCACAGAGCUGGCGGAAGGCAGAGAGAACUUCAAGGGCUGUAUAAGAGACGUAGUAAUCGGGGGCUCCCCGCGCGACUGGCGACACGCGCGCGUCCUGCACAACGUGCUGCUCGACUCGUGCCCUGUCACA
Messenger RNA from Brenthis ino (lesser marbled fritillary), 6429 nucleotides. The record is from the annotation of a GenBank genome assembly. NCBI's taxonomy places the organism in Eukaryota, Metazoa, Arthropoda, Insecta, Lepidoptera, Nymphalidae.